Macrosiphum euphorbiae (potato aphid) is the source of this 1242-nucleotide messenger RNA. The record is from the annotation of a GenBank genome assembly. NCBI's taxonomy places the organism in Eukaryota, Metazoa, Arthropoda, Insecta, Hemiptera, Aphididae.
AUGUCUUUCACCCAUAGUCACUCACUGACGGUACACCGGAGAAUUCACACAGGGGUGAAACCGUACCAUUGUGACGCAUGCGACAAGUCGUUCACCCAAAGUAGUGAUCUGACGGUGCACCGGCGAAGUCAUACAGGAAAUAAAAAGUACCAUUGUGACGCGUGCGACAAAUCGUUCACCCAAAGUAGCGCUCUGGUGGUACACCGGAGAAUUCACACAGGGGAGAAACCGUACCAUUGUGACGUGUGUGAGAUGUCCUUCACCCAUAGUCACUCACUGACAGUACACCGGAGAAUUCACACAGGGGAGAAACCGUACCAGUGUGACGCGUGUGACAAAUCGUUCACCCAAAGUAACAGUCUGGUGGCACACCGGAAAAUUCACACAGGGGAGAAACCGUACCAAUGUGACGCGUGCGACAAAUCGUUCACCCAAAGUAACAAUCUGGUGGCACACUGGAAAAUUCACACAGGGGAGAAACCGUACCAUUGUGACGUGUGCGAGAUGUCGUUCAACCAAAGUCACUCACUGACGGUACACCGGAGAAUUCACACAGGGGAGAAACCGUACCAGUGUGACGCGUGUGACAAAUCGUUCACCCAAAGUAACAGUCUGGUGGCACACCGGAGAAUUCACACAGGGGAGAAACCGUACCAUUGUGAUGCAUGCGACAAGUCGUUCACCCAAAGUAGCCAUCUGGCGGCCCACUGGAAAAUUCACACAGGGGAGAAACUGUACCAUUGUGACGUGUGCGAGAUGUCUUUCACCCAUAGUCACUCACUGACGGUACACCGGAGAAUUCACACAGGGGAGAAACCGUACCAGUGUGACGCGUGUGACAAAUCGUUCACCCAAAGUAACAGUCUGGUGGCACACCGGAGAAUUCACACAGGAGAGAAACCGUACCAGUGUGACGCGUGCGACAAAUCGUUCACCCAAAGUAGCGCUCUGGCGGUUCACCGGAGAAUUCACACAGGGGAGAAACCGUACCAUUGUGACGUGUGCGAGAUGUCGUUCAACCAAAGUUACACACUGACGGUACACCGCCGGAAGCACACAGGAGAGAAAGCGUACCAUUGCGAUGCGUGCGAGAUGUCGUUCACCCAAAGUAGUGGUCUGACGGUACACCAGCGAGUUCACAAGGGAGAGAAUCCGUACCAAUGUGAAAGGUGUGGCUUGUGUUUCACUACUGGGAUCGAUCUUGAGAAGCACUGGUGGACGCAUGUAGAAAAUAUAGAGUGA